Messenger RNA from Anarrhichthys ocellatus (wolf-eel), 2277 nucleotides. Its product is annotated as potassium voltage-gated channel subfamily D member 2-like. The record is from RefSeq and is a predicted model, not a curated record. The transcript has a single exon. Lineage: Eukaryota; Metazoa; Chordata; Actinopteri; Perciformes; Anarhichadidae. Gene Ontology annotation, molecular function: protein binding; A-type (transient outward) potassium channel activity. Gene Ontology annotation, cellular component: voltage-gated potassium channel complex; postsynaptic membrane; neuronal cell body. Bases 571 to 1683 code for a protein of 370 amino acids. Gene Ontology annotation, biological process: potassium ion transmembrane transport; protein homooligomerization; action potential.
GAGAGAGAUAUUUCCGUUCCUCUCUCCAGCAGUGACCGGAGGACGAGCCGCUGUCGCUUCUGUUUCUCCGCUCGGUUCGGGGAGGAUUCUCUCUCUCCGCGGGGGGAACACACACUUGUCGCAGCGGGCUGCUCACUGCGGGACCAGUUCGGGGACCGGAAGACUCCGGUGGGGAUCAUGCCUUCAGCGGAUCUGUGGCCGCUCCGGGUCCGGGUCUCCUGAUGCUCCUGCUGGACUUGUUGCAGCUGGAGGGAGACACUACGAACACAGACCGUGAGUUUCAGGACCGGAACCGGAUUUUAGUUGAAAACUGAAGUUUCUCUGUCUGGAUGUGACUUAGUUUGGAUUCUUCUUCCUGUUUGUAUUGAAACAAACAAUACCGGACUGAUGAGGACUCGCUGAUCACGUGCGGAUUUGUUUGUUUUACGCAUCGUCUUGUGCGUAAAAUCCUCUUCGUGUCCCGGAGAAACUGAUCGGUUCCGUCCGUCGCCAGAUGUACCCUCGGUGCUCCGGGGCUCCGUGAAUCUUCCUCUAACGAGCUCCGGGACCAGCUCCGGGACCAGGACCAGCAUGGCAGGAGGAGUGGCUGCGUGGCUGCCGUUCGCCCGCGCGGCGGCCAUCGGCUGGAUGCCGGUGGCCAGCACGCCGAUGCCGGUUCCGCCGAAGCAGCAGCGCCGCGGCCACGCGGGGCUCAUCGUCAUCAACGUGAGCGGAACAAAGUUCCAGACGUGGCGGGACACUCUGGAGCGGUACCCGGACACCCUGCUGGGCAGCACGGAGCUGGACUUCUUCUUCCACGAGGACACCAACGAGUACUUCUUCGACCGCGACGCGGACAUCUUCCGCCACGUCCUGAACUUCUACCGCACCGGGAAGCUGCACUACCCGCGGCAGGAGUGCAUCUCCGCGUACGACGAGGAGCUCGCGUUCUUCGGCAUCAUCCCGGAGAUCAUCGGGGACUGCUGCUACGAGGAGUACAAGGACCGGCGGCGGGAGAACCAGGAGCGGAUCCAGGAUGACGAGGAGGACCAGACCAACGACCUGGUGGCGGCGGACCUGGGCUUCCGGGAGACCCUGUGGCGGGCCUUCGAGAACCCGCACACUUCCACCAUGGCGCUGGUCUUCUACUACGUAACCGGCUUCUUCAUCGCGGUGUCGGUGCUCGCCAACGUGGCGGAGACGGUCCCGUGCGGCGCGGCGCCCAACCGCGUCCGCGAGGUGUCGUGCGGCGAGCGGUACGCGCUGGCCUUCUUCUGCCUGGACACCGCGUGCGUCAUGAUCUUCACGGUGGAGUACCUGCUGCGGCUGCUCGUGGCACCGAACCGGUACCGGUUCGUGAAGAGCGUGAUGAGCGUCAUCGACGUGGUGGCCAUCAUGCCGUACUACAUCGGCCUCGUGAUGGCGGACAACGAGGACGUGAGCGGCGCCUUCGUCACGCUGCGCGUCUUCAGGGUCUUUCGGAUCUUCAAGUUCUCGCGACACUCCGCGGGACUUCGCAUCCUGGGCUACACGCUGAAGAGCUGCGCGUCGGAGCUCGGCUUCCUGCUCUUCAGCCUCACGAUGGCCAUCAUCAUCUUCGCCACCGUCAUGUUCUACGCGGAGAAAGGAUCCAGCGCCAGCAAGUUCACCAGCAUCCCAGCAGCCUUCUGGUACACCAUCGUCACCAUGACCACGCUGGGGUAGGUCGGGGGGGGGGGGUCUCAGUCAGUUCUGAAGAGAGAACUUGAGUUUGUGUUUUCAGCUGAAAGCUCCGGUAGUUUAGUGACUAAACUAAGUUCUGCUUUCACUUCCUGUUGUUUAAAGUCACACAGUUUGAACCUGUUGAUCCUCCUCCUCCUCCUCCUCUCUGUGUCUCUGUCCAUGGUGCCGAAGUUGAACUGACUCUCAUGAGUUUCGGAUGAUUUCCUCUCGUUUCAUGAAAACAGUCUUUUCAAAAUAAACUUCCGUCUCCACAGGAAACGACUCUGUUCAGAACUAUUUCGAUGUUUUGUGUUUCUGAAGAUCAGAAGUUUCACAUGAAGAAGAAUCGUUGGUGUUUGUUGGAUUCGUUCACCUCCGUCUGUCUUCUGUUGUCUUUAUUCUGAUGACAUAUCUAUGACUCACGUCACGUUAUUCUUCAUAUUUAUCUGAGAACAGAUUGAUGUUCAGAUGAAGAUCUUUAAAGUUUUAUUUUGAAAGUCUUGGACAAACAGUCUGCAGCUGUUUGACUUAUUGAUCGUUAGACACAACUGUGUGUGUGUCUGUGUGUGCGUGUAUGUGUGUGUGUCUGUGUGUGCG